This is a messenger RNA of Ruditapes philippinarum (Manila clam), 1430 nucleotides long. RefSeq names its product fucolectin-like. The transcript is spliced from 5 exons. The record is from RefSeq and is a predicted model, not a curated record. Lineage: Eukaryota; Metazoa; Mollusca; Bivalvia; Venerida; Veneridae. The coding region runs from base 180 to 944 and encodes 254 amino acids.
UGUACAUCUGUGUCUGUCUGAUAAUUUUAUUUAUUUUAUUGUGAAGAGGUUCUCAAUUACUUUUUAACUCGGUGUUUUUUCUGUUUUUUCAAGUUUUACUAUAUGUUACAAAGAAAUUUGCAUAACUAGAUUAGAAUAAAUAUUAAUUAAUACAAUUUUACUUGAAGAAAUAUCAAACGAUGCAUUUCUUUUCAAGUGGAUCUGUUCUUAUGGUAUCGGGCUUUUUCAUUGCAUGCGUUGUCGUUUUGAAUAGUAUCGCCGACGGAAUCAAAUUUGUUGAAUACAAAACGGGUUUUAAUCCAAAUUUGAAUUUGUAUAUAUUGCAAGCAACAAGCGGUAUAAGCAGAAUUACAUGUGGAGCUUUAUGUGACGAAAAGGAAUGCAAGUCAUUCAUUUACGACGAGUCGGCAAAUCAAUGCACGGUGUACAGCGUAUUCAUGACUGAUGACAUUGCUGUGGCGAUUGGUAGAUACUACAUAAGAUCAGAUGAAGUGAAAGAUACGUGCAGCAACGAACCUUUGUUGAACACAGGUCCAAACAUUGCUCUUCACAAACCGGUAACAUUGAGCUCUGAAUUUGAUGGAAGUCAGCCAUCUCCUGGGAAUUUAAUGGUGGAUGGAAGUCGUAGUGGUAUAUUUCCAUGUGCUCACACAGUGCGUGAAACAGAUCCCUACGCCAUAGUUGAUCUGCUUCAGACGUUUCAGAUCAGUUCCAUGUAUAUUGUCAACCGUUCAGACUGCUGUGGUGAGCGACUGCGACAACUCGUUAUUAAGGUAGGCGACAAUUUGACCAGACUUAAACCAGUGUUUAACCAUACUGCCGUUAUUGGUGCAACCUGCACGAUCUUAUUUGAUGAACAACACCAAGGACGUUACGUCAAGUUGUAUAUUGAAGGACUUAGUUCUCUGGCGGUGUGUGAACUAGAAGUCUACAGUAGCGGAUAAAUUAUCAACAAGCAAUUUGACCUAUGUGUUACUUGGAUAUCUUAACAUAUAUGAUAUAAUUGCUAUAUUAAUAAUUGAACUAUAAGUCUACAUUGGCAGAUAAAUGCUCAAUAAGCAACCUGACCUCUGUGUUACUUAGAUAUCUUUACAUAUAUGAUAUAAUUGCUUUAUUAUUUGAACUAUAAGUCUACAGUAGCGGAUAAAUGCUCAAUAAGCAACCUGACCUGAGUGUUACUUGGAUAUCUAAACAUAUAUUAUGUACUUGCUAUAUUAUUUGAACUUUAAGUCUACAGUGGCGGAUAAAUGCUCAACAAGCAAUCUGACCUAUGUGUUACUUUGAUAUCUUAAACAUAUAUAUGAUAUACUUGCUAAAUUAUUUGAACUAUAAGUCAACAGUGGCGGAUAAAUGCUCAACAAGCAAUCUGACCUAUGUGUUACUUGGAUAUCUUAAACAUAUAAAUGAUAUACUUGCUAAAUUAAUUGAGA